Messenger RNA from Besnoitia besnoiti, 12126 nucleotides. RefSeq lists its product as uncharacterized. The transcript has 4 exons. The coding region runs from base 1 to 12126 and encodes 4041 amino acids. NCBI's taxonomy places the organism in Eukaryota, Apicomplexa, Conoidasida, Eucoccidiorida, Sarcocystidae. The record is from RefSeq and is a predicted model, not a curated record.
AUGUCUGCCGAGGCGACCAGCGGCGCGACCGCCGCGAGGGCGGAGAGACUCGCGGACGGGCAUCUUGGCCUGACAGCCCCAGAGAGAGAGCGGCGCCCAUCGGGCUGUCUUUCUUGCGCAGAGGAGGCAAACCGGCCGCCGCGCGAGACAGAGACUCUGGAGGGCGAGGUCGCGACGCCCCGAAUUGCGAGUCUGCCGUCUGCCGCGUCUCCGCGGGCGCAAGAGGCGGCGGAAAGAGACACCGGCGGCGCUUUCGGCGCGGAAGCUGGCGAGGCAGACGCGCACUCGCCAGGCUCCCUCGGCGUCGCUCCCUCGCGGUUGCCGCUGUCUCCGGCCUGCAGCGAGCCGCGCGGCGUGAAGGCGUACUACAGCGGGGAUGACAACUGUCGUGCGACUGACGAGAAGGAAGCGCCAAUGGAGUCCUUUCCCGACUUCGCCUGUGAGAAGCCGCCUCCUGCGAGGGGGCGCGAAGCCCGAGAAAGUGGCGAGGACGCCGAAAGCGGAGGAGGCGAUGAUCCCCAAGAAGCAGCGAAUGGGGCGGUGAGAGAAGCCGCGCAGGCGCGGGUCGCCUUCGCGUGUGAAGGGAAGGACGCGGACGCGCCGCAAGGGGAUGACGCCGUGAGAGGAGACUGCGCGGCAUACCGCGAGCCAGCAAGGGAGCCACGCGAAGAGGCACGAGAAGAGAGAGAAGGCAACCUGUCAACCGAAAUCGCGGCGGAAGAGGCUGAGGAGCUCAGGCGAGGGUGCCAGAGGCGAGACCUUGAGAAGCAGAGACUCGAAGGAGGGAACCCGGACGCGCACGAGGAGGACGCGACGGCGGAAGGAGAUGAGACGAAACGAGCAGGGGAAGAAGAUCAUCCUUCGAAAAAAGCACGAACAGCCUCACAUGAAUCUCAAGCCGAAACUCCACAUUCCUCCUUACAGACCGAGAAGGCGGAAGAGGCGACAGGAACGCUUGAGAGGAAUCGCGGCUCGUCAUGUGAAGAAAGCGAACCAGCGCGCGAAGAGAAGAGUCCUGAGAGAGCCGCUGAAGCACGCAGUCAAAACGAGGCGAGAAACGAGAGACACAACGAAACAAGCAAUCCUCCAGUCUGCCAAGCGGGGCCGGAGGGAAGGGAAGAAAGGACGCAGAGCGAACCGGUCCAUAAUGAAGAUGAGCAGCUCGAUGGGGAGGUGAAUGCCAGCGAGCCACCAGCGCAAAGAGGAGACGCGCAGCACACACUCUCCAAAGAAGCGCGCGAGGAGGCAAUGCCGCAAGGAGAGAGAGGCGAAAACGAAGCACGGCUGGAACAGAGACAGCACCUCGCCUCUGAAGACGCGGAGGAGAAAGCCGAGCGCAGAGCCGAAGGCGAAGCAGGAAGCAGCGCCUCAAAGACAGCCGGAAGAAAAACACACUCGGAGACGAAGCAGGGAAAAGCGACUCAAAGGCAGCCGAAAAAAGAAGAAGAGACUCGGAGUGAAGGUGACAAGAGGUCGCACACAGAGGAGACACUUGCCUCAGAUCAGACGCUGGAAAGAGAUGAGGGGGAGAAGAAAGCUCACGGUGCUCUAACUCAGAUUCUCGCCAAGAGAGACAAAGAGGAAAUCCAAAAUGGCAAACACAACCCACCCGGUCAGACAGACAGAAGCGAGACGAUUGGAGCGCAGGGAGAGCUUCAGAAGCACAAAGAGAAGAAAGUGAUACAUGCUCACGGAGAGGAGAAAGAGCGACAGACGCACAAAGAGAAGAAGAGGCGACACGCUCACGAAGAGAAUACAAAUCUUUCUCUUGUCCUCAGCGGGAUCCGAGAGAGGCUGACGCACGAAAACGAGAAAACAAGAGAUAAGUAUGGAAGCGAGGAGCCCCUCCAGCGCGAUGACACACCAGCAGAAGAGCACCUCAACAGGGAUCAGGGGAGAAACCCAAUCGAGACAGAAGGCCUCACGGACGCAGACACGUCUCCUUCCCAACAUCCGGCGUUGCCUCUUUCGCAGCGGAAUCUAUCUUCUCUCAGCAUCGACGAGUCUGGCGCAGGGCAGAGGGAAGGCGACGGCGGAGAAGAGAAGAUGCAAACUCCACAGAAGGAAAGCGAACAGCGAGAAAGUGCCGCUGCUGGGAGAGAGCCUCGCGCCACGGAAACGUGUGGGAAGACGACAAGCGGCAGGGGAUGCGGCGCAUCAAGUGAGGGCUCGUCUUUCUCUCUCUCUCGUUCUCCCCCCUCAACUCCCUCAGCUUCCUCGCUCGCCAUGGCUCCUGCGCCGCCGGCUUCGUCCGCAUCUUCUGCCUCAGGAGCGGAGUCUGCAGGCCCUUCUGCGUCUUCGCCUUCUUCGCCUGGCCUUUGCGCCGGUAUGUUGCAUCGGCGUUCCUCUGAAGAGAGCGGAUUCGCUUCACCCGAGUCUCGUUCGCGCGUGGCAAGCGCCUCCUCGCGUUCCCCUCCCCCGGCAGGCGCGUCGAACCCUCGCCGCUUGAGGGCCUUUGAUGCGGAGGCGGCGCAGGAGUCGUUUUCGUCGUGUCUGCGCUCUGCCUCAUCGGCCUCUUCGGCGCCGCUUCGCAGCGUGGCAGCAGACCCCCUGCCGACCCCAGCCGGCGACGGCGAGGGCACGGAAGCAGAAGCGGUGAAAAACCGCGAGAAAAAGCGAGAAAGCGCGAAGACAGACGAGGUGCGCAAAGCGCGAGCGCCGGCCGUCUUUCAAUCAGGCGCAAGCGGCGAGCGAAGAGGGCUAGAGACCGAAGACUGCCGCAGCGAAUCGACUCGAGAGCAACUCGAGGGCUGGAAAAAACUCGCCUCGACAGGCGGAGCCCAGGAAGCUGUAAAUCAGACGCAGGCUGAGUUGGAAGGCGCAUCCUUCCAGAUGGAAGAAGAGAAAAGCAGAGAGACAACUGCCCUAGAGCCAGAGGAAGAGCGCGAAGGGGCUGCCGCACACUCCGCUGAACCUCGUGAGAAAGCUCCUGGGCGGGAAGUUAGACAGGGAGAGAGAGACAGCCACGAAGCCGCCACACAAGACGAGAAACGACAAAGCGAAGAGACAGACGCAACACCCAGAGAAGAAAGGCGCACUUCAAAGGAGGCCAAAAAAAGAGCGAUGCGCGUGGUAACGAACAGCAACGCUGAGACAGAGAUCCACGAAGGAAGCGGAGGCGGGGGUCCAGGCGAAAGCGCUGCAGGCCGCAGGAUAGACAGAGGAGAAGAAAACCGCGCAGAAGGAAGACAGCCUGCCACGCCUAAUGGCGAUCAAGCAGUUCGCGGACAACGAAGCAAAGUUCAGGAAGGAAUGACUCUCGACAGCGGCCUCGCGUCCCCAGACGCCGAGGCUGCAGCGGGGGAGGCAGGUGCGAACACCAUCUCGACGCGAGAAGGGCGAAUGCAGAAGGUAAAAAGCAACACCAAGGGAGCGAGUGCGGCUGAGGCGGCAGACGCCAGACCUCCGGUUGAAGAGGAAGGGAGUGAGAACGCACCCUGCGAAGGGGUUCGCCUGAACAAGGAGAAAGACAAAGAAAACGCCUCUGAGCGGAGCUGCUCUAUACCUCCCGCUCAAACCCUGUGGGCUGCCCACGCCACCGAGGAGACGAAAGAGACUCGCGAGGAGAAAAGUCAACGCGGACAAAGUGUAGACCCUGAGCUCUCGCAGACCGGGGGCUCGACGAGGGAAGGCAUAGGCGGAAAAGCGCCAAAACACCGCGCCGCAGAGAAAAUCCGCUCCUCUGAUGAUAGACACGCGGCGAGACGCCGCGCUGAUCCACGCCCAGAGACACCUCGAGAGAAGGGCGAAUGCCGCGAAGCCUGCAACAACGAAAUCCACUCUGCUUGCACUCAGAGGAACUGGAAACCCCGAGACGAGACGCAACACGACAACAGCGGGAAAGGCAGCUGCGCGCCACAAGAGAGAGGCUGUCGAGCAACUCCCGACAUGAACCGCGAAGAGACUCAGCCGAACUACAGCGACGGCCGCGCGGAGAGUCGCGCGGCAAGUGACAAUGGCUGCGAGAUGAGCGCGGAAAUCGAACCACGUCCUCGCCCCCCAACUUUUCCUGAGGCUUCGCCGUCGUCCGAAACCCCUUCGCUUUCCGCGGCCUGCAAAAGCGCGUCUCUGCCCCGCUCUAUUUGUGUCUCAAUUGUCGAUGUGGAAAGGUUCCAGGCGGAGGAGGGCUGUCAGGCCUCGGAUGCGGCGCCGCGCAGUCCGCCUCCGUCUUCUUCUUCUCCUGGCUCAGUCGCGAGGCAUCCGCGGUCUUCGCACCUCUGUCGUUCUUCUCGGCGAGUCUCUUCUGCAACAGUUUUGCGCCACCUUCCAGAAUCCCCUUUUCCCGCCCCCUCGGGCGCGUCGUGCACUUCAACUCCGCCUCCAUUCUCUGCCCCAGAGGCGCCUCGUGCGAGUUGCUCUCGCCCCUCGCGAGUCGCCGCAGCUGCGCCGGAGGCGGAGGGGAGGAACACGCAGACUGAACUAAAGAAAAACGAAGCCAAAGAAAGAGAAAGCGAGGCUCAUCCUGCGCAGGAAGUUAGCAAAAGAGAGCGGAGAGGAAGAGAAGAAAACCUCGCGAACGCGGACGCAAAAGAGGAGGAAACGCAUGCAGCAGUGACAGAAGUCGAGCGAGGCACAGGCGAGGAGGACGAGCGAGGAUCCGCGCGAGAAGAACGCGUGAGACAUGACGAGGCAACCGGGGCACUGAAGGCCGAGCAAGGGGAUACGGAGAAGCGCGGAGAGUCUGCAGAGCCGCGACGCGCGAAAAGCGACGGACUCGAAGGCGAGCGAGCCGCCCAACUCUCGCGCGAAGGCGCGGUGAGCGCGGACGACCGGGGAAAAGAGCGGCACAACGAAAAGAAAGGAAACGAGGCUGAAGAGAGCUGCGCCGAAGCCUCAGCAGAGGACGGCGAAUCGUGCCUCUCUGGGGCUGGACGCCAGCCUUCCUUUUCGCCUCGCGGCGAGUUCGGGCUCCCAAAGAGAGCGCGAAUUCAACCGAGAAAGCCAUUCGCCUCCUCAGCUUUCGCGUCGCGAGCCGGGCCUGGCCUGCGGCGACCUUCUUUCGCUCGAAUCCAGCGGGCGCUGCUGCGCGAGGAGCGGGCAACCUCGGUGCGGAGGCGCAGAAGCGAACGACGACGCACUGCAGCGAAAGAAGAACGGCUCGACGCGCGACGAGGCGCGAGCCAUAGCAAACAACAGAAUGGCGACUCAACAAGAGACGCAGCGCAGCAAGCGCCGGCGGCUGAGGCGUCGCGGAGCCUCGCGGAAGCUCGUCAGGAACCGCAGAAGACGCAGAAUCGAAGCCGAGAGGUAGAGGAGGCAGAAGACGCGAAAGCCAAAACCGAAGCAGAGAGAGAGACGGCCAGACAGAGGACCACAGAUCAGCGCGGAGACGGGGAAGGCGAGGAACUCUACGGAAUCAAGUUUGGUUUCAACAUCGCAGCGGAGAGACGCGAGGGCGACUCGGAGGGGAGGGACGCAGGAGACAGGGGGAACCGAAGGCUUCACGACUCGCGAGACACAGCCGAAGUGACCGGCUUUGAUAACGAUGUGAAUAGGAACCGGAGCAAACAGGGAGAAGGAAGAGCAGAUACGACCUACGCAGGCCAGAGAGAAACCAGAGGCGCCACACCUGCUGAAAACAAAGCAUGGAGCGUGAAUGUCAGGCACCCAGGCAAAGUGAUUGCUGACGAAGAGAGCGGCGGAGGAAGAAUGGAAACAAUCGAGGCACGAGAGAGGAGUCUUGGCGCUCGUGAUCAGCAGAAGCAGCGAGAAGCCGGCGCAACCCCUCUGAAGGGACACGACGAAGACUGCAAUCGAGGAGGAGGCGAAUGCGAAGGAGCCAAGACGCGCGCAGAAGACACCAAGACUGCAGCGAGAGAGACGACGAGAGAUGAAAAAAAACAGGCAGGGCAAACAAGGACGCGAGCAGAGCACGAACGAAGGCGCAUCAAGGCAGCGGAUCAAGACGACGAAGAAAGGAAAGAAACACUUAUCGACGCAAGAAAUCGUUCAGCUUUGGGAGCUGCUUUUUCACCAGCAAAGAUUGCCGCAGAAGACCCGCGUGGUGCCACUCAGUCUGUGCCGGUUUCCACGUUUUCUUUUUCGGGGUUUUCUUUCAACCGAGGAAGCGACGAGGGAGGAGACUCCGCGCGCCCCAAGCCGACACCGGUCUUCGCGGUGGAAGGAGAGCCAGACGAGCAGAAGAAGAGGAGCAAACGCGUCGAUGAAGGGACGACGAGAAGGGACACGGUUGCGCCGACAAGCGCAGCUGGGAAUGCUGAGGAAAAAGCGAGACAGAGAGGCAGCAAAGAGCUGGAAACCUCAGGCGAAAGCAAACAUGAGGAAGAAAUCCUGACAGCUAGGACGUGUCAGAAGACGAGACGGAGGCGAGAAGGCAGCAGCCGACAGACCCACAGAAACCAACAGAGCGCGGACAGAAACGAAAAUGAGGAAUUGUUCAACUCCAAUAGAGGCUCGCGCGGGGAACUCAGAGACCUAGUUUACGACAAACGAGAGACGACGCGAGCAGACUCCGCUCUUUGCAGGGAGGAAGGGGGAGCGGCGCUGAGUCGCUCUUCACGCAUAACUGCGAGAGCGAACGAGGAAGAAAAGAAAACAACGAAACAAAGACCCAGAAAAAAUGGGACAGGAAAAACUGAAGAAAGGGACCAACAGGAGGGAACCGGAAUAAACAGGCCAGCGACAGCCAGAGGAGGUCAGAAUCAAGCCGAGCGAACAGACGACUUUCCAUCAUCUUUCUCUCCUCUCGGCCUGCUUCUCGGUCCGUCCUGCCCAUCCUCGUCUUCAACGUCAUCCCCUCUUUCUUCCGCUGGCCUCUUGACUUUUAUCGCGCCGCCUGCGGGCGCGCUUGCGCCUCUUGAAGCCACGAGAACUGCUACGCCCCUAUUUCGAGACGAUCCGGGGAUGGAAGGCGAAGAGAGGUGCUCAACGGAGGAGGAACCCUCGCGUUUCUGCGAGCGCAGAAGACGGCGGAAGGAGAAAACUAUCGACGAAGACAUGCAGGCUCUGAUUCUGCUUUUCAAGUCUUCCUCCCUCCAGCGCACACCCAAGCCUGCGCGAGCUGCCUCGCGCCUGGCGCCGCGCGACCUCCGAGGCCGGUUCGAGCGUCGCGGCGACGAGGAACAAGCAACGAAAAAUCACGAAAAAAUCAGGAAAAGCCCAAGCCAUCUCUGGGAGGAAGGAGAAUACGAGGAAGCGCAGAAACUGAUUGAAGCAUUAGCAGGACCCCCUGUCCAUCGCCUCUCGCCGCCCUCGCGCGCCACGCCUGCGGCCUCUCUGUCUUUCUCCUCGGAAGCGGCUGCACGUCCUUCUGUCAAUCCCGCGUCUGCUCCGGCUCCUUCCUCCGCGGGGCUCUCUGCGCUGUUGGAGCUCUGGAUCACCGAGGGCGAGAUGAUGUGCCAUGAAGAGGAGGCGGCGCUCCUCGCCGCCUCGCUCGCAGCGGAGCCGCCGCUUCUGCCUCGCUUUUCGGACGCCUCCGCAAGCCGCCGAGGCGGCCAGAAAGCCCUUGUGGUGGGCGGCGGAAUCGUUCGCGCCCAUUCACAACCGACAGUGCAGGCCGCGGAGGACUUUCUGCUUGCCUGGCCUUGUUCGGAAGCGACGGAUCCAAAGGAAGCGCUGCGUGGCUGUAGUGCUGCAAAUCCACCACAGACGGCUAAGCUCGCCUUUCCCGCUGCUUCGUUAACCCCCCCUAGCCCCGCGCUGAGCGAAGCCGGUGGCCGGUCCGAGGCUCUGUUGCGCAGGAGGGACGAGACGUCGCAUGCCGCGUCCUCUGCGAACUGGCGUCCUCAAGGGGCGCUUUCCCCCUCCUUGUUUUUUCAUCCGCUAGGCUCCUCUUCGACGACUGUGCCCGUGGCGGCGCCGUUUCCUCCGGCCUCCGUCUGCGUGGCUUCAGACCUCCCGCAGUCUCCGCGCUCGCCCGCGACCGGCUCCGCGCUCCCCUUUCGGGCCUUCGCGGCAGUUGGUGACUGCUGCGCGCCUGUCCAAGGCCCGGCACUCGACGUUUGGGUCGUCUCGGCUGCUGUGCGAGCAGAGGCGGCUGAGGUCUCCUUUGCCGCAGCAGACAGGGAAGGGGGUCUCUGUGAGGUUUCGCGUGCGCGUGACCUGUGCGCAGCUAAGCGCGGGAGGCGCGCUUCGCCGCCGGCUCAGUUGGACAGCAGAAGCCUUCUGAGCGGCAUCGCGGCGCCUUCUCGGCUCGCGGCCGCCCCUGGUCCCCCUGUCCCUUACGCACUGCUCUCGGCGUCAGCUCCAUCCGGGGCGGCCUCGCCUUCGUGUACACGCGUCCCGCUUCCUCCGGCGCCACCGUCUCCGCCUUUUCAUCUGCCUUCUUUCUGUCCCGAUGCCGCUGGCCUGACUUGCCACAUGGGGUCAUCGGCGGCCGCGUCAUCGCCGCGCUCGUUUCCCAGCUGCCUGGAGGAGCUCCCAGCGCACUGGGCCGCGGAGGGCUGCUUCGGGGCGAGAGCGCACGACGGCCUGUCUCCUCUGUCUCUGUGUGUGGGGUCGGAUUUGUCUCCGCUGGCCUGUCGCGUCGCCGGCGCCUCGCUACGAGACCCUCCGGACGACCCGGGCGACAGGGGUGCAGGCGCCGCGCCUGGCUUCGACGCGCUCGACGUGGAAUUUCUUCCUUCACAGCUGCUGCACGAAGCGCGGUCGCAGUCGCAGGCGCCUUCCUGUCAAGCCGCCGCGAGGCGCGGAGACGCCGAGAAAAGGUCUCAGAGGCGGGCCGGGAGAGCGUGCGGCGCACCCGACAGAGACAGCCUGCGAGACUUCGCUCGCGAACUCCGUCUGGGGACGAGCGAGAGAAGAAUAUCGACACCUGCAGCCGCCGCGUUCUCUGCGGAGAGUCGAGGCCAAAGACUGGAGACAGCCCUCGCAGAUCUCGCCUUCACGAGCGCGCCGUUCAGCUCGCUCCCAACUUUCGCGUGCCCAGACAAGACGCUGCAGGACGAGCGAAACCCAUGGCCUGAAGCGAGUCAAAACGAGAGCAACGCAACAGAGAGAGAGAAGCGCGACGAGGGUGGUGAGCGCCGCGACGCAAACGAGGGACGAGGUGCAUCAGAGCCGACCGAAGAGACAAGCAGCAAGGGGGUUCAGGCCUGGCUGGAAAGGUGCUCCGAGUUCUUCACCCGAAGCCUCUUCGUCAGCGACAAAGCAACUCCUCGCUGCGAGGCUUCAGCGAUGAAUGUAUCCGGGACCCCUGCUGCCGCAGCCGCUAGGCAGCAUCCGCCCGGCAACAAAGGAGGCGAGAGAAGUUCCUCGACGUGCUUGCUGGCGCCGCACUGCCUUGCUGAGUCCGCAGCACCGCAGCCCGCAGCUGUCGCAGCUGCGAAAAAAGGGAACCCAAAAAGGAGAAAGAGCCUCUCGGCGGGAGUCCAGACCGACGAACUGCGCGAGGAGGAGAUCUCGGAUCUCGGCUCGGUCUUUGGCUCCCUUGUCAGCUCUUGUCCGUCUUCGCUCUCUUCACGCCUUCCCGCUCGCUCGCCUGCGCCGCUUGCUGGUCUCCAACUGCUGCGGGAGGAUGCGGAGCGAAGGGCGAAACAAGUCACACGCGCGAGCUCGACGCACAAGGAGGUGAAAGAGAAGCAAGCCUCGGAAGCGACACAGCAACCCGCGACCAGCGACCUCCGCGGCCUCUCACGCGAGGCGACGAAGCCGCAAGGUGCUGAGGCACUCGAAUGCGGAUCUUCAGGCCAGGCGUCCUCUCUUGCGCCGUCGCCCGUUUUCCCCUUAUCCUUGAGGACGCCUUCUCCCGCAGCUUCUGCGCCGCCGAGCAUAUCCCUCGGAGGCGGGGCUGACAGGCCGGCGUCUCGCGCGGGCGCUGCGACUCUUCCGCCGCAGCCUUCGAGUCUCCUCCCCUCGUCCGAGGCAAAGGAGGCGAAAGCCGCGGCGCGCGCUUCGACGGGGAGCGCGAAAGAAGGGAGACGGCGCAGCAGCUCCCGCUCGUCUUCCCUGCCUUGCUCUGCGUCGCUUGGUUCUUCAUUCGCUUCGCUCUCCUCUUCACUGUCCUCGUGUUCCGACCUCUGCCACCCGCGCAGGGGGCGGCGCCCGCGGCUCUCCGUCGGCGUGCAGGUCUGCAGCCCUCGGCAUGCGCCUCCUCGAAGGAAAGGCGACGCCAGCGCAAGGCAGCUCGUGCGAAAGAAGGCCUUCGCGACUUCGUCGCAGAGCCGCGGAGCCUCACGGCACGAGGCCGGGGAAGCGCGGGAAAGCGAGCACAAGCCCAGUGGUAACUGGCUCGCUCACACAGCCGCAGAAGGCGAGGGCGAAGCCUCGCAAGUCUCGUCUUCUUCCUUCAAGUCGCUCGCUUUUUUUUCGCCGCUUCCUUGCCGCUCCUUGGAGUCCGCUGCGCGAGGCUGGUCGGCCUCGGGCGCCGGAGGGCGGGGGGCUGUGCGGCCGUUGUCGAGACGGCAGGAGAAAAACGUCUCCGCAGUCGGUUCUUCCGCGAGUGAGCGGAGCCUCAGGCAGCAGGGACACGUGAAGCCGGUGGCGGAGGAAGAGUCCGUAGAGGCCGCGACUCGCCGCUUCUGCUCGCGAAAGUCCGCCUCCAAGAAGCGCGCCUCCCUGGAGCUCGCUACGGGUGGCGCAGAAAAAGAAGCCGCGGAGGCUCUCGCUUCGGGUCUCGCGACUUCACAAAGCUCUCAGGCGUCGCAGGUUCUUGCUCGCUCGCUGUCCUCGAGUUCUCUGCUUCAACCGGAGGACGCGAGCAAGUAUCUCUUCGCUUUGCCAUGCUCGCCGUCGCCUCCUUCCCCACGCUCUGCGUGCGAAGGCAUGGCGAACGGAGAGGGUGCGCCGGGAUGCGGCCGUUUCGUGAGGAGCGGGCGCGGGAGCGACACUGCUUCGCCCUGGGUCCUGUCGGGCGUCAACCGCGCGGCCGCGCUGGCGGUCGAGGCCGCGCUGGAGAAGGAAGAGGAGCUGAAGAAGCAGCUGCUUCUGCUGAAGGCGCACGGGGAGGCGCACCGCGUCCGCCUGGAAGAGCUGCAGCGGCGAAAGUCCCUCUUCGAGCGGCAGGAGGGAGACCGCGAGGAGCGACGCCAGGCGCAGCUUCAGCUAGCGAAGGAGGAAGACAGGCGCAGGGAGGAAGCGGCGCGAGCGCGCAAAGCCGCCGCGGCACUCCGUUCAGGUAAGGGAAGAGGGCUCGGCCCUACGGGAGGCAGACAAGGCGACUGGAGUCGCUCGCCUGCCGCGGUGAGGGGGGGGCGUCGCGCCGCGUUCGAGAGUCGCACGCGGCGCUUGAGUCAAAGCGCCAAAGAUGCAGCAGACCGGCUGGCCGCUGCCACAGAAGAACGCGUGAGGAGUCUCUCGCGGAAGGCGGUGCAGCGCAUGAGGAGCCUGAGAAAACCCUGCGACGCCGCACCGCCGCAGUCUGGCGCGUCGCGCGCCGCCUCGCCCUGCUCUCAGGGCUCGCCGCCGCCAGUUGGAGAGGAGAGAAAAGGAAGCUUAGAAAUGCAUCUGCCUUAUGCCCGCCCGCCGCGUGACGGCAGCUCGCCCGCGCGCCGGCCGUCCCCACGCGGGAUUCUCCUCUCGCCCUGCAGAGGGCGGGCGCGCGGAGGCCCCCAGGAGGAGGCGUGGAGGAGUCACUCGGCGCGUAGACGGGGGCUAAGGCGACGAGCCGAACCCGAGAAGGUCACAGUCGCUCACGACGUGCGCCGCAGAGGCAGCGACGAGGUGAUAAUUCCGGCGGUCACGGCCUUCUCCCACGACUCGGAAAAGGGACUUUCGAGGCUACGCGAAGCCCCCCGCGACGGCAAGGAUCUCCGCAGGCAUGCGCAUGCUUGCAGAGAGCCUCACAGUCGGUCUCCCCGCACCUCUGAUGGUGCGCGUCAGAUGAGCGCCGGAGUAAACCCUAAACGCGAGCGGCAGAACGAGGCGUGCGCGGGCGAGCCGAGAGAGCGAUGUUGCGGAGGGCGGAGUGACGCGAGGCGAGAGGCGAAGCCCGAUGAGGGGGCGCGAAAACGCACUCGAAAGCGCCAGAGGCUGCUGCAAGCGGCCGCAGUCGCGGGCGCGACGGUGACCACUGCGGGCGCCUCGGCAAUUCAGUCCGUAAGGGACAAGCUGCGAAGGCGACGAGAGAGGAAGGACAGAGAAGGCUUCUCUUCGGCUUCCGUCUCUGUCGAGAGAGACGGCGACUUGUUCUCUUCUCGACUAGCGAAUCCGCCUCUGGGGAGACAAUGA